Molecule: messenger RNA, 819 nt
Organism: Trichobilharzia regenti
Lineage: Eukaryota; Metazoa; Platyhelminthes; Trematoda; Strigeidida; Schistosomatidae
Source: the annotation of a GenBank genome assembly
AUGUCUCCUACUUUUAACAAUCCUUUCAAUUCUGGUUAUAAUUUCAUCCACAGCCUACACAAUUACAACAGUGACAUGACACCUCUCAAGGAACAGUUUUUCAAAAGUUUGAUUGAAUUAAACAUGCAAAAUAAAGAUGAAAGAGAAAGGAAAGAAUUACUCUUAAACAAAACAAUUCAACAAUUAGAAGGGUGUACAAAAGCCUACAAUCCACAGUUCACAACAUUAUCUAACUGCAAUGAACUAAGUGAUACCAUCCCAUACUAUAAACUGGUUGAAAAGAAUUCAGUUCUAUCUAAUGAUAACAAUGGUGAUAUAUCAGAUGAGCUACAAACAUCAAUUAGUGAAGCUCCUUUUUAUGAUUUUGUUGGCCUUGAAAAAUUAUCUCAGUAUGAAACCAAAGAGCACAUUCCCUGUUCAAAUAACAAAAUAGUCAUGCAAAAAGUGGAUUCCGUAAAUCAGAUAAACAUUUUCUUAAACUGGAUAUUUGAGUCAAGCGGCUGGAUCCUAAGAAAUCCUGGAAAUCAAAUAGUAAUCAGCAAACUGUUUUCUAAAGCAUUCUGUCCAUUGGUUGAAAAACUUAUUAACUGGGUUUUUCGAAUCCCAAGUUUUAUCAGCUUGUGCAAGCAAGACCAGAAAGUUCUGUUUUCUCAGACAUGGAUCAAUUUGCUUUUGUUAAUCUGGUUGGAAAGUUACCAGCAACUACAAAUCAACUGGAAUUUGGCUGUUUCUAAAUGUCAAUUUUCUGAAGACUCUUUUAGCCCACCAAUGGAGUUAUUGAACAAUACCGAAGUAUUCAGCCUGAUAUCACUGAAUUAA